This is a messenger RNA of Metarhizium robertsii ARSEF 23, 1296 nucleotides long. RefSeq lists its product as uncharacterized. Bases 1 to 1296 code for a protein of 431 amino acids. Lineage: Eukaryota; Fungi; Ascomycota; Sordariomycetes; Hypocreales; Clavicipitaceae. The transcript has 6 exons. The record is from RefSeq and is a predicted model, not a curated record.
AUGACCGAAGAACUUGAUGCAGCUCAAGUUGGAUCUUAUCAGAAGAGACCCCGAGAAGAAGAACUCGAAAACAUGAGCUGGUAUGUCGAAUAUUACCCUGUUGAGCGUGCGCGGACUCGGCGCUGCUGGGUUUGCGAUGACGUCGAUGAGCGGACUGAUCCGAGCUUUCACGUGCUCUGUUGGGAAGAUAUCGACCUCUGGAUUCUUCGCGACCCUGAAGAUGGCAACGGGACAGACAAACCGGCUGUGCAACUACUGCUACGGUGGCAUAAAGGACACAACAAGAAAAUUGUCCCCACGUGGUACUUAUUCGUUGAAGAGAAACACCCCGGGCUUUGCCCGACAUCGCAUAUUCUUGCCAAAGCACUAGCUGAGAAAGUCAUUGCCAAUCAAGGUUAUCAGACUAGUGAAGGUCCUUUCUUCAAUACCAAGCUGAGUCGGAGAGCAGUCAAGAUUCAGUUGAAGAAGGAAUGGAGACAUAAACCAGUAUUCCGGCAGACCAUCAACUCGCUAGGGGAGAAGCCAGAUGAACCACUGACUGCUGCGGUGUUUGACAGCCAUUCUAAUCGGCUAGGGAUUGCAUUGGGGCUGUCCGAAAAAUUAUCACAAUAUUGUUACCGCCGUGGGUACGCCGAGACAGUUGAUUCGAACUACCGCCAGUCAGUCAGAGAUCAGGGAAUGAGGCACAAGCCGAAUAGUACUGUUUACCAAAAUUAUUAUCACAAUGCACGGAUGAACGCCGUUGUCCAAGACGCAUUCCUCAGCAGAGGCACGAAUUCCCCAAUGCUGGCACUCCUCAACCAUAUGGUCCUCAGCAGGGAUGAAAACGCCCCUAAGAUUGUACCUGAAGAUAUGAUGCAGUUUCAGGCAGAAUUGACAGACAAGUACGGUCGUCCAAGCCGAGCGUCAGCAGCAGAGAUGGCAAAAUACAACGGCAAGCAGCAGGAACUCAGAACAGCGCGCCAGAAGCAUCGGGGAAAGGUGCUUAAGGUGAUCCGGAGAGGCUACUUCGAGAAGAAACACGACGAGGAGUUGCAGAACCAGCUACGAGAUCUGCCUCCUUCUGCGAUGCUGUCAACAUCAUACUUCCAGUGUUUUCGCUUCCUGCUUGGCACCAGGUCGUACGCUAUGCGAAUGCAGGGAGCACAUGCUGGGGCAUUAGAUGUAAUGAAAGCUGGCGUCCCCGUUGCGGCAAGUAAGAGUAAGAGUGAUGCUGCUGUUGCUGUUGCUGUUGUGGCGGCGGCGGCGGAUUCCGCGCCUGUUGAGAAUAGACCGUGGUCUCGGAUUUUGUCGUGA